This is a messenger RNA of Lactuca virosa, 1317 nucleotides long. NCBI's taxonomy places the organism in Eukaryota, Viridiplantae, Streptophyta, Magnoliopsida, Asterales, Asteraceae. The record is from the annotation of a GenBank genome assembly.
AUGGGAGAUGACUUUGUUUCUGUUGAACGUCUUGUUUUGGCAUUCCCUUUGGAUAAGAGGUUUGGAAAGCAAUUGUUCAGCAACUUGCAGUUAAGUGAGAAGUCAUUAAAGGAUGUUGUGCAAGUUGUUCGUGGAAGUCAGAAAAAUGAUGAGGUUAUAUGGCAAGUUCUCAGGCAUAAACACUGCAGUUAUAUGGCCAACUCAUGUCCACUAGCCAAUAGUCGUUAUGCAACCAUCCGUGAUCAUGAUGGAGUCUUUUACUUGUAUAUGAAAACCAUAGAGAGAGCUCAUAUGCCAAACAAGUUGUGGGAAAGAGUGAAACUGCCUCGCAAUUACGAAAAAGCCCUUGAAAUCAUCGACAAAAAUCUGAUGUAUUGGCCAAAGUUUCUUGUACACAAGGCAAAACAACGGUCGACUAAAAUGACACAAAUGCGUAUACGCAUGAGGAAGCUUGCCCUUAAAAUAAGGGAAAAGAUAAUGACAAUAUUGGACAAGAAUAUCGAAAAGGAAUUGUUGGAGCGUUUAAAAAAUGGAACUUAUGGUAGUGAGAUAGUUAAUGUUCAUGCUGAAGCAUUUAAUAAGUUUAUCGAACAAUUUGAGGGACCAGAAAAGGAUGUUAAUGAAGAGUACAAGGUGGAAACGGAAUUUGUUGAAGGCGAGUAUGAAGAGGAAGAUGAUAUGGAGGAUUACAAUGGUCUUCCAACCGGUUCCGAUGUGGAUGAUGAAGAUGAAGAUGAUGAUGCUGAGGUGGCAGCAGAUAGAAAGAGAGGAAGGAAAGAUUCCAAAUAUGCUUUGAAGAAACAGGAGAGAGAUGCUAAGAAGAAGAAAGGAAGAGUACUUGUUGAGGUUGCUGCAAAAGUUGCAAAAGGGGAACUAAACUCUGCAUUUGCCAUUGUUAGACCUCCUGGACACCAUAGUAUUAACAAGAUACUAAUUGUUGAUUGGGAUGUUUAUCAUGGAAAUGGUACUCAAAAGACCUUCUAUAAGGACUCCCAAGUGUUGUUCUUCUCUGUACACAGGGAUGAGUAUGGGACUUUUUAUCCCUGUGGUGAUGAUGGAUCAUAUGACAUGAAGGGUGAUGGAGAAGGUGAAGGAUACAAUAUAAAUGUUCCAUGGGAGAAUGGAAAAUGUGGUGAUGCAGAUUAUAUUGCAGCAUGGGACCAUAUACUGAUCCCUGUUGCAAGAGAAUUUAAACGUGUUCAAUCAAAUAUUGGUGCCAAAAAACAUGCAAUUUGGCUUUUCUGGAGUAAGAGCUCUAACCAAGCUUUGACUGCUAUUAAGAUAACAUCUUUGUUUGGGCAUCAUUUGAAAGAGUAA